This is a messenger RNA of Girardinichthys multiradiatus, 1302 nucleotides long. RefSeq names its product ribonuclease P/MRP 38 subunit (gene rpp38). Gene Ontology annotation, biological process: tRNA 5'-leader removal. NCBI's taxonomy places the organism in Eukaryota, Metazoa, Chordata, Actinopteri, Cyprinodontiformes, Goodeidae. The transcript is spliced from 2 exons. The record is from RefSeq and is a predicted model, not a curated record. Bases 184 to 1053 code for a protein of 289 amino acids. Gene Ontology annotation, molecular function: ribonuclease P activity; ribonuclease P RNA binding. Gene Ontology annotation, cellular component: nucleolar ribonuclease P complex; fibrillar center; ribonuclease MRP complex.
GGUUGUCGGGAGUCUUGUGUCGUGCUACCUCCUCAACGCUAGUAGGCGCUGUUUCUGAAAGUAAACUUUUACAUUCAAACAAGAUGGCAGCUCCCUGUGGGCCCGUGCUGUAUUGAAGACGUGAACGCAACAAUAAAAUAAAGAAAAAAUAAGUGUUACGGCUCCAGUCAAUGCAGACGAGCCAUGGCAGCUGCAGCAAAACCAUCUAAGAAGGAGCUCAAAAAGCAAAUUCAAAGUAAGACCUCCUUCACAUCACCCUUCAGUGCAAAAUGGAGCCCACUUCCACACAAAGACGAGCAUUUCAUUUUGACAACAUUAAAGGACAAACUAAUCGCCACAGGUCUGGAGAAGAAAGAGGUAAAAGUGCCUCGCCAGUGGAGGAAAAAGAAAGAGCAUAAACCAGAUGCUGCUGCAGAACCUGUUCGCCGGGUGAGUCCGGAGGCUCAGGGGCCGGAUCCCACCACAAACGGCUGGACAGACACUGCGGCCAGACGGCAGCUGGCCAUCGGCAUCAACGAGGUCACCAAGGCGCUGGAGAGGAACCAGCUCCAGCUGUUGCUUGUUUGUAAGUCUGUCAGACCGCAGCACAUGACGAACCACCUGAUCGGUCUGAGCGUGACGAGAAGCGUCCCGGCCUGCCAGGUGCUCCGCCUGAGCAAAAGCAUGGCGGAGCAGCUGGGGCUGAAAAGCGUCCUUGCUCUGGGGUUCAGAGGGUGUUCUACCAAAGAAAACGAGAUGUUCAGAGACACGGUUGAUGCAAUCAUACCCAGAGUUCCUCCACUGGAUGUUGUAUGGUUGAAAGGUGAAGCGGCUAGAGUGACAUCUGAGCUCACGGCUGACCUGGAAGACGUUGAGGAGGAGGAGGGAGAGGAGAAAAUGGAAGAGGGGAAAGAGGAGGCAGGUGAGAGGAAAACACAAAAACGGAAACUGGAGAUUGAAUCUGAAGUCCCAGAAUCUCCUUUAACCUGCACUUUGCAGCCUCUGAAAGUAAAGAGAAUUGUUCCAAAUCCUGGUAAGAAACGAAAAGCAAAACUGAAGAAACAGAUGAAAUAACAGACAUUCUGCAUUAUUCUAACCCAGUGGGUCCCACUGUUUAGUUGUUUUUGGUUUUCUUUUUAACCAUCCCAGUUUUGUUAAAAAUGAAGCAGAUCCUUUUCUUGAGCUGAUGCUUUUGUUUUGUGAUAAAACAUGAAAAAAUAUGUAAUUUUCAGUUGUAGCUGUGUGUUUAUGUCAUUUCUUUUUUAUAUCACUUAAAAGUUGUUCUCUUGCAAAAUCUAAUAAAAAUAGUUUUGUUCAAGCUAA